Funneliformis geosporum is the source of this 185-nucleotide messenger RNA. NCBI's taxonomy places the organism in Eukaryota, Fungi, Glomeromycota, Glomeromycetes, Glomerales, Glomeraceae. The record is from the annotation of a GenBank genome assembly.
CUGCUGAUCUAAUAAAGCAGCAUAAAAGAGAAUCAAUCAAAUCAGAAUGUACUUAUUUUGUUAAUAUAUACUGGCCACUUAAAUCACAAGAUUCAUCUAUUACUAAGAUGAAUCUUACACAUUAUAGUCAUUCACUUAAUCCUAAAAUGAUUCAAUUUUCCAAUAUUUAUAAACAGUUACCUUAA